AUGCUCAUGGAAUUCAAACUGAUUGUGCCGACGUUCUUUCCAGAUGGCUGGGCCGCGAGUUACGACGUUGGAACGGCUGUAACUCAGAUGGUGAUAAGCUUUAAUAACUUUUGUUUCUCGGCAUAUUUUUUUAUUCUUCUUCUUUUCAGAUUCAAAUCAAAAUGAAGUGGUUGCUUUGCCUGGCUAUUCUUCUUUGCUUGACUUCAUUUUCUGAUGCAUGUGAAAGAGAACUGGUAAAAAACUGCACAAAAUCUUAUGUGACCCUGUUGGACAAGAAACCAGACGAGGGCUCUCACUGUACGCGCUUAAAGGUAACGUAAUAGAUGAGUAGGUUUUAAAAAUACAGGAAUUUACAAAACGUUGCAAAUGAGUCGUCUGACUUAAAUUCUGUUCACGGAAAAUUGCGAAAAAACAUUUUUCAUGUAAGUUGUCCUUAAAGGUUUAUACCUAUCACCAGAUGUAAAAAUAUUGUCAUAAAUGCACUUUCAUCACAUUGGUUUUGAUGAAUUAAACUGAACUAAGAAAGAAAAUGUAGAUAAAAACUUCUUUCCCAAAACAGGGAAGUAGAACUCGCGUCUUUUUAAUAAUUUGGCUGUUCACAGAUUCAUACCAUAAGAGUUUAUCACGGAAGAUAUCGUAUCCUUAUGCUAGCUUGAUAAUAAUAGAUUCACUGAUAAAAUCCCAUGGACCUUGUAAAAUAUAAUACUUGCAAAUACAGACUUCACGAAAUUGUAGCUUUCAAAAGCUGAAGAAACUCAUCCACAUUACGGAUGUUAUUAUAGUUAUACCAUUUUACUACUGCAGGAGGUAUUUGGCUGCUUUUGGUCAAACAGAGACUGCAAGGGUCAAAACAUAAGACGGUGGAGAGGGUGGGUAUUAAUGGUUGCAACUUUGGAGAAGUUUCUUGACAUAUGCCCAAGGGACGAUCAGCAGCUGCAAAAGUUCUACGAAUACCUUCCAGAUGACUGUAAGAACAUAUAUAUAUAGUGUUGACUGUGGUUCGAAAAAAAGAGUCGUAGUCUAUUCUCCUCUUUGUACUUAUCCACUUUGCUUCAUUCCACACCGUGACUAAUAAUUCGAAGGGGGGUUUAACAAUAUCUCGUGCAGUUUUUCUUUUAUCUUUGACGAUCGAUAUGGCCUACGUUUUAUAACGCCGAUUAAUAAUCUUCCUUAUCCUCGUGUGUUUUUUUUUUUUGCUUAUUUAAUCUUCUCACAAAUCAUUUCCAUUUCCCUUUUCUUACCCUAAACAUGUAGCCAAACCAAGACGCAUCUAUGAGCGGUUAAAGGCGACACGUAAGUGGCUAAUAUCAAUUAGAAAAAUAUUGUAGGAAAGUAAGUCUGAAUAAUAUCUACAACUGGAUGUUUCUUAAGAAAUUAAACUCGUCUUAAAAAUGUAGCUCUACCUCUCUUUAGUAAAAGGUUUGAGCUCGUGCCCCUUCUGCUCAUCCAGAGUUAAAUGACAAGGUAACAGUUUUAAGAUAGUUUACCUUUAACUCCCACGAGUAACCAAGAGAGAUUUUCUCCAUAUGAUAUCGUUACAACUCAAGCAGAGUAGUGAUAGGAAUAGAGAGAAAUAUCAAUUAGGGGAUUGUUAGUUCUCCCAUACCAAAUUCACUACGCUCACAUCACAAGAAUAGUAUGGCAGACAGUAAGGAAAAUUUCUAAUUAGAUUAAGCCUUUGAUACAUGCUCAUUUUCACAAAUAUUACCUUCAUAGCUAUAUCUGCUAAGGACAAGCAGUGCGCAACCCAAAUCCACAACUCGUGCAAGAAGCAGUUCGUUGAGCUGGUCCGAAAAAAUCAUCGCAUUUGUGAUGAUGGUGGCUACUGGCUAAAAUGCUAUGGGGAAAGCGGUUGUGACAAGGAGUCGGCGAUUGUCCGCUACGCAAAGUUUGUUGCAGAGUUGGCGCCAAAACUAGUCAGUGACUGUAAGCGGUCUGAGCUGUGAAACCAUUUGGGAUCAAAAAAUUAGUAUAACCAGUUGCAAAUUAGUAUUCAUGUUCCCUUAUGCAGAU
Messenger RNA from Pocillopora meandrina, 2013 nucleotides. The record is from the annotation of a GenBank genome assembly. Lineage: Eukaryota; Metazoa; Cnidaria; Anthozoa; Scleractinia; Pocilloporidae.